Molecule: messenger RNA, 1322 nt
Organism: Neltuma alba
Lineage: Eukaryota; Viridiplantae; Streptophyta; Magnoliopsida; Fabales; Fabaceae
Product: RPM1-interacting protein 4-like
Exons: 4
Coding region: 146-910 (254 amino acids)
Cellular component (GO): plasma membrane
Source: RefSeq, a predicted model, not a curated record
UCUCUCAAUUUCGCUGGGUCCUUCAAGUCUGUGGAGGGGCUUCUUGCGUUGAGUUCUCUACGUGGUCUGGUCCGUCAAGCUUAAUUUCUUGACGAAUUAGUCCCGGCAAUUUCUGAGUUUCUUUGCGAGUUCAGCUCAGAAAGAAAUGGCGCAACGCGCUCAAGUACCAAGAUUUGGCAGUUGGGAAAAUGAAGAUAAUGUUCCUUAUACAGCUUAUUUUGAGAAGGCACGAAAAGAUCGAACUGGCUCAAGGAUGAAUCCAAAUGUUCCUGAGCGGAAUCCAGAUUCAGUUCAUGAUAAUUCAUCUUCUUCUGAUCUCCCACCUACUGAACCCAUGGUUAAUUCAGAGGAUGAAAAUGGAAAAGGAUCAGCGAGAUCAACACUUGAAUUACAAAAGAGCACGGAUGAUGUUGCUCCUAAGCCUUCUACUGAUUUUCCAGCUCGUCAUGACAGUAUGGGUGAUAGAAGUGGCAAUGAUUCAACACAUCGUCAGGGAGUCGGUUCUGCUGACACUCGUCAGAAAUUUGCAAAACAAGGUACUGGGUCUGAGUAUAUUAUUGAACGCUCACCCCUUCAUCGCUUGGUGAAGACCCCAGGCAGAGAUAGUCCCUCUUGGGAAGGAAAGAAUUCCUACGACAGCAGCCAUGGUACACCAGGAAGAUCCCGACUCAGAACACCUCAUCGAGGCGAUGAAUCUCCUGACAAAGCUGCUGCUGUUCCCAAAUUUGGCGAGUGGGAUGAAAAUGACCCUGCAUCAGCUGAUGGUUAUACUCAACUUUUCAACAAAGUGAAGGAGGAGAGAGCUGGUGGCGGACAAGCGCCCGGCACACCCACUCAGAGACCAUAUAUUGUCCGGAACCAAGAUAUUAAAGACAAAGCAAAGAGUUGGUGCUUUGGCUGGUGCAAAUAAAGAUUUCUAGAAAGAGAUGAAUUGGAUUCUGAGCAGAAAGAGAGAUAAAAAGUAUUCUUGUGAUUGAUCAUGAGGUCUGUGGAGCACUUGUAAAUAUUCAAGGACGAAGGAUCUCAUGCUGCGGCAAAACAUCAAUGAAAUGCAUUGAUGGUAACUACUUUGUGAGACCAAACUGAAACCUGAUGCGAUUAUCAAGACCAAAAUAUACUUAAUAUAUAUAUAUAUAUAUAUAUAUUAUGAUUUGUUGAACAAAGGCACUUACCAAGAUUAUGGUUUUUAUUUCGUUUUCUUUUUAGCAAUUUGUUGUGUCAUUGCGUGCUUCGAGUUUCAACUUAAUAUUUAUUUAGCUGGAAUCUUAAACCAUUUUGAUUAUAUAAUUCUUUCCUAAUGAAUGGGUGGGUUGUUAAAUGGA